UUCGAAUUGAAAACUUGAAAGCGGCUUAUUGCAAAUAGAGACGGGAUUAUUUUAGAAUAAAGUUGCAGGUAUAACGAGCGCAUUCCAAUAUGGCAAGUAUAAGUAUGCUGAAUCCCAAGGCAGAGGUUGCUCGUGCCGCUCAAGCAUUGGCCGUCAACAUGACGGCGGCAAUGGGACUGCAGCGACUGAUGGGUUCCAAUCUGGGGCCAAGGGGCACUACUAAGAUGCUUAUUUCGCCGGCGGGCGACAUUAAGAUCACCAAGGAUGGCAAUGUAUUGCUGCAGGAGAUGAACUUUUGCCAUCCGACGGCAGCGAUGAUUGCAAGAGCCAGCACUGCCCAGGAUGCGGCAACUGGAGAUGGCACCACCUCCACUGUGCUGCUGAUUGGCGAGAUGCUGAAGCAGGCAGAGCUGCUCAUAGCGGAGGGACUGCAUCCCCGCCUGCUCACCGAGGGUAUCAUGCGAGCCAAGGACAAAGCCCUGGAGCUGCUCAGCUCUUUCUGCAUGCCAGUUGAGAUUGAACAGGACAUAUUGCUGGCCCUGACACAGACUAGUCUGAGAACCAAAGUAGAUGUCAGUCUGGCUGACUUACUGGCCAAAAUCUGUGUGGACGCAGUGAUGUGCAUUCGACAAGCUGGACAGCAGCCUUUGGAUCUCAAUAUGAUUGAACUGAUGGUCAUGAUACAUCGAACGACAAUGGACACGCAGUUGGUAGAGGGAAUAGUCCUUGAUCACGGCGGACGUCAUGCCAACAUGCCCACGUCCUUGGAGCACGCCUUCAUACUGACUUGCAACGUGUCGCUGGAGCUGGAGAAGACCUGCGUCGAUUCCGUGCUCUGCUACAAGACCGCGGAGGAGAGAGAGAGGUGUGUGACCGAGGAGCAUCGUUUCAUCGAUCUGCGUGUGGCCAAGAUUAUCGAGCUGAAGCGUAAGCUGUGCCAUGAUAACUCUCGAGGAUUUGUGGUCAUCAAUCAGAAGGGAAUCGAUCUGCCCUCCUUGGAGGCCCUUGCUGGCGAUGGCAUCCUGGCGUUGCGACGUGCCAAGCGUCUCAAUAUGGAGCGUCUCAUGCGGGCUUGCGGCGGAGAAGCAGUCUAUUCUCUGGAGGAUCUAAGAGAGGAGCAGCUAGGCUAUGCGGGUCUGGUGUAUGAGAAACAGCUGGGCGAAACGAAGUAUACUUUUGUUGAGCAGUGUCGCAAUCCCAGCUCGGUAACCAUCUUGAUUCGUGCUCCAUCUGGAUGCCAAGUGGCUACCAUUAAGGAUGCCAUUCGCGAUGGCCUUCAUGCUAUUCAAAAUACCUUCAACGAUGGUUGCCUUGUUCCCGGCGCUGGAGCCUUUGAAUUGUUCGCCUUCAAUGAGCUGACCAAGUUCAAGUAUUCGGUGAAGCGAAAACCACAAUUGGGUGUUCAGCUCUUUGCCAACUCGCUGCUCGUUAUAUCCAAAACGUUGGCCAUCAAUAGCGGCUUCGAUGUCCAGGACACCAUUGUCAAGUUGACCACGGCUGCCAGAGAGCGGGAGCAACUGGUUGGACUGAAUCUAGCCACGGGCGAGACAAUGGAUCCCACAGUGGAUCGUGUCUUCGAUAACUACUGCGUGAAGAAACAGAUGCUAAACUCAUGUUCCAUCAUCGCCUGCAAUUUGCUGCUGACCGAUGAAAUUAUGCAAGCGGGUAUGACGAGUCUUAAAUGUUAGUUUUGAAUACCGUAAAGAUUAUAUUACAAACUUAAUAAAGCCAAAA
Drosophila innubila is the source of this 1734-nucleotide messenger RNA. Its product is annotated as T-complex protein 1 subunit zeta-like. Gene Ontology annotation, biological process: protein folding. The transcript has a single exon. Gene Ontology annotation, molecular function: ATP-dependent protein folding chaperone; ATP hydrolysis activity; ATP binding. Lineage: Eukaryota; Metazoa; Arthropoda; Insecta; Diptera; Drosophilidae. Gene Ontology annotation, cellular component: chaperonin-containing T-complex. The coding region runs from base 90 to 1688 and encodes 532 amino acids. The record is from RefSeq and is a predicted model, not a curated record.